Budorcas taxicolor (takin) is the source of this 2757-nucleotide messenger RNA. RefSeq names its product FCH and double SH3 domains 2 (gene FCHSD2). Gene Ontology annotation, biological process: regulation of actin filament polymerization; neuromuscular synaptic transmission. The record is from RefSeq and is a predicted model, not a curated record. Gene Ontology annotation, molecular function: protein binding. NCBI's taxonomy places the organism in Eukaryota, Metazoa, Chordata, Mammalia, Artiodactyla, Bovidae. Bases 9 to 2303 code for a protein of 764 amino acids. The transcript is spliced from 21 exons. Gene Ontology annotation, cellular component: neuromuscular junction; recycling endosome.
UCAGCAUCAUGCAGCCGCCGCCGAGGAAGGUGAAAGUUACACAGGAACUGAAAAACAUUCAAGUUGAACAGAUGACAAAACUUCAAGCCAAACAUCAAGCAGAAUGUGAUUUGCUAGAAGAUAUGAGGACAUUCAGUCAGAAGAAGGCUGCUAUUGAAAGAGAGUAUGCACAGGGUAUCCAGAAGUUGGCUAGUCAGUAUCUGAAGAGAGAUUGGCCUGGAAUAAAAGCUGAUGAUCGGAAUGAUUACAGGAGCAUGUAUCCUGUUUGGAAAUCUUUUCUCGAGGGAACAAUGCAGGUAGCCCAGUCUCGGAUCAAUAUAUGUGAAAACUAUAAAAACUUCAUUUCCGAGCCUGCAAGGACAGUGAGAAGCCUAAAAGAACAGCAACUAAAAAGGUGUGUGGACCAGUUGACAAAGAUCCAAACUGAAUUGCAAGAGACAGUAAAAGAUUUAGCUAAAGGCAAGAAGAAGUACUUUGAGACUGAACAGAUGGCUCAUGCAGUACGAGAGAAAGCCGACAUCGAGGCAAAAUCUAAACUUAGUCUUUUUCAAUCAAGAAUCAGUUUACAGAAGGCAAGCGUGAAGUUAAAAGCCCGGCGAUCUGAGUGUAAUUCCAAAGCUACCCACGCAAGGAAUGAUUAUCUUCUUACAUUAGCGGCUGCAAAUGCACACCAGGAUCGCUACUAUCAAACAGAUUUAGUUAAUAUUAUGAAGGCUCUUGAUGGAAAUGUGUAUGACCACCUUAAGGAUUAUUUAAUCGCCUUCAGCCGGACUGAGCUAGAGACAUGCCAAGCUGUGCAGAACACAUUCCAGUUUUUAUUAGAAACCUCCAGCAAGGUGGUACGAGACUAUAAUCUUCAGCUGUUUUUACAAGAGAAUGCUGUGUUUCACAAACCCCAGCCCUUCCAGUUCCAGCCUUGUGACAGUGAUACUAGUUUAAAAGCUGCCCAGCUGGUGGAUAUUGAGUUCUCCCCUGUCAGUGCUCUGAGAAUGACCAUAGCUGAGAGCCGACAACUAGAAUCAGAAACAGGGACCACAGAAGAGCACAGUUUAAACAAAGAGGCUCGGAAAUGGGCCACACGUGUGGCACGGGAGCACAAAACUAUUGUUCACCAACAACGGGUUCUAGAUGAUCUGGAAUGCCAUGGAGUUUCAGUAUCAGAACAAAACCGAACAGAGUUGGAACAGAAAAUAGAUGAAGCUAAAGAAAAUAUUCGUAAAGCAGAGAUAAUUAAGUUGAAAGCUGAAGCCCGACUGGACCUACUAAAGCAGAUUGGUGUUUCUGUCGACACAUGGCUAAAGAGUGCAAUGAACCAAGUGAUGGAAGAACUGGAAAAUGAGCGAUGGGCCCGCCUUCCUGCAGUGACUAAUAAUGGAGCCUUACACUCGCUUAAUGCAGAUACUGAAAGAGAAGAAGGAGAAGAGUUUGAGGACAACAUGGAUGUUUUUGAUGACAGCAGUUCCAGCCCUUCUGGUACCUUAAGAAAUUACCCACUCACCUGCAAAGUUGUUUAUUCCUAUAAGGCUUCUCAACCAGAUGAGUUGACCAUUGAGGAGCAUGAGGUGUUAGAAGUGAUUGAAGAUGGAGAUAUGGAAGACUGGGUAAAGGCUCGAAAUAAAGUCGGCCAAGUGGGUUAUGUGCCAGAAAAGUACCUACAGUUUCCCACCUCGAACAGUCUGCUGAGCAUGCUGCAGUCCUUGGCUGCCUUGGACAGUCGGUCACACACAUCCAGCAAUUCCACGGAGGCCGAGCUCGUUUCAGGCAGCCUCAACGGAGAUGCCAGUGUCUGUUUCGUGAAAGCACUUUAUGACUACGAGGGCCAGACAGAUGAUGAAUUAUCUUUUCCUGAGGGAGCAAUCAUCCGAAUCUUGAACAAAGAAAACCAGGAUGACGAUGGCUUCUGGGAAGGAGAAUUCAAUGGGCGGAUUGGAGUUUUCCCAUCGGUGCUAGUGGAAGAACUUUCAGCCUCAGAAAAUGGUGACACUCCAUGGAUGCAAGAGACUCAGGUCUCUCCUUCCCCCAAACCGCCCAGCUCCCUGCCUCCACUGCCGCUGUAUGACCAGCCUCCCAGCAGCCCUUACCCCAGCCCAGAUAAGAGGGGCUCCCAGUACUUCUCCCGCUCUCCUUCAGCAAACGAAAACAGCUUCCAUGCCGAAUCGCCAGGAUUCUCGCAGGCAUCCAGGCAUACUCCUGAGACCUCAUAUGGGAAACUGCGACCUGUCCGGGCAGCUCCCCCUCCUCCUACGCAGAACCACCGAAGGCCCGCAGAGAAGAUCGAGGAUGUGGAAAUCACACUGGUGUGAUGAUGGGUUUGCCUGUCCGUUACUGCUACAAUCAAGGCCAGGCUUGGAGUUUGGCCAGUCUUGUUUUUUAGGCACCUUUGCUUGCAUGAUGAUGACUCGAACAGAGCAAAAACAAGGAGGACUAUAUGUGACCGGGUGGCCUGGUUGACACCUCCCACGUUAUUUCGUGCCUUUUUUUGUUGUCAUUUUCUAUGUCAUCUCUCCUAGCACAGCACAAAUCCUAGUGGGCCUUAGAAGCAGAGAAGAGGGACAGUCCUCUUGCCUACUAGGGACCCAUUUUUGUAUGAGACUCAAGACCAGGCCUCGUUCAGGGCACAGUCACAGAGAUACUGAUCAUGUGCACUCGUACAGUAUAUUACUGUGGCCACGAGGACGUGGCAAAGAUGCUCAUCUUUCUUCAAGUGGCUUUGGCUUAUCUGAUUGAGUUUAAUCAGAUCAUGUCGGCUACAUAAGG